This is a messenger RNA of Anolis sagrei ordinatus, 3119 nucleotides long. It is a transcript of the gene BTF3L4, whose product is annotated as basic transcription factor 3 like 4. Lineage: Eukaryota; Metazoa; Chordata; Lepidosauria; Squamata; Anolidae. The record is from RefSeq and is a predicted model, not a curated record.
CUGCAUGGAUUUGAGUCCGGGGUAAAUUGGGAGAGAGGGAAGGAAAAGAAAAGUCCUGGAGGUACCUAGAUGAGAAAAAACUAUUCCUCCUCGUUGGGAAUUUCGACUUGAAGGUAUUUCAAAAACCGGAAUGAGCGGAUAAAGCAAGAUGAAUCAAGAAAAACUCGCGAAACUUCAGGCUCAGGUCCGAAUAGGUGGAAAGGGUACAGCUCGUAGAAAGAAGAAGGUAGUCCACAGAACAGCCACAGCAGAUGAUAAAAAACUUCAGAGUUCGUUGAAAAAAUUGGCAGUAAAUAACAUUGCUGGCAUCGAAGAGGUGAAUAUGAUAAAAGAUGACGGAACAGUUAUCCAUUUCAACAAUCCCAAGGUCCAGGCUUCACUUUCUGCAAACACUUUUGCUAUUACUGGUCAUGCUGAAGCCAAACCUAUCACAGAAAUGCUACCUGGAAUCUUAAGCCAGCUGGGUGCUGACAGUUUAACAAGUCUCAGAAAGUUAGCUGAACAGUUCCCAAGGCAAGUGUUGGAUAGCAAAGUACCAAAAUCAGAAGAUAUUGAUGAAGAAGACGAUGAUGUUCCUGAUCUUGUAGAAAACUUCGAUGAAGCAUCAAAAAAUGAAGCUAAUUAAGUCACUAAUAGUUCUGGAAGUUGACAUGGACUAGAUUUAAGAAAUCAGCUGUGUGGUUCCAAAGUUUUGCAGAAACAGUGAACAUUUACCCGUUUAAUAGUUCAGUAAUAUAAAAUAUUUUGUAUUUUAAUUAUGCUGCUUGUUCAGCAUUUCCUUUCAGUUGAUUUUUGCAUUUUGCACUUACUCCUGGGAUCUACCUUUUCAGUUAAAAAAGAAGAAAUAAAUAAGACGUUUUCAGUGCAGAUUAAGGAGUGUGCGCCUGUGUGUGGAUGUAUGUAUGUUGCUUUAUGUAACAGUGAAGAGGGAAAUGGAGAACAGAUAUGCUUGACUCCCUCCUCUUUCUAAAGUAGAAAUAAAACAAGUCUUUACUUUGGUUACAGUAACUUUUCUUAUUGCAACCAAGCAGUUCUCAUGAAAUAUGAAAAGUGCGUUUUACUUGUCCAUGUUUCAUGAAUUCCUGAUGCUGCACACAGAGUAGCAUUUGGGUUUGAAAUAGGGACAAGUCUUUAUUGGGCAUAUUUCAAAAAGUCCACAUACUGCUCACUAAUUAGCAUUUCAUUUUCUGUUUUAACUAUUGUGUUUGCAAAUGUAUUUCUCUUCUAUAUUGAUGGUGUAUGUGUGGAGUUUCCCCAUCAACUCAUUUUUGAUUUUAAAUUGUACCAAAGACUGGGUAUUAACAUGUGUGUUUAUUGCAACAUAUUUUAAAGAAACACUUCUGAAGAGCUCCCCUCCCCUCCUCCUCUAUAAAGCUCUUCUCCCUUUCACUUUAAAACUUAAGUUGCAUUCACAUGUUAUGGGAUAAUCUACUUUGCCUUGGAUAAAAGCAUUAUUCCUUGAAGUGCUUCCCAUCCCAUUUGGGCAGGUACCAACCCUGCACCUGUGGCUUGCACUCGUUAAAGAGGCCCAAAUGGUAUCCUUAUUCAGGGUAGCUGGGAGAAGCCUGCAGUAUCUGUGGUUGUGAUAAAAAUUAGAGGCUAUAUUCUCUUCAGUGACUAAUCCAAUGCCUUGUAGCUUUCUCCUUGGUACAGUGGUCUGUUUUUUAGUUUCACCCCCUCUUCAGAGUGCUGAGUGCUGUUCCACCCUUUUUAUCAGUACUCAUCCUGACUUGUGGGUUGGUUUUUUAAAAAUUGGAUACCCCUCUCUACUCACACUUUCAGUAGGAAGUGGUGCAUUGUUGUGCACAGCUAUAGAUCAUUUGUUAUAAGAUGUAAAACAGUUCUAGUGUUAUAAUUUAGCUCCUGAGGGCGUGUGGGUCACUGUCUUACUUCCAGAUUUUAGAAUCUGGAUGUGUUAUUUUGGUAAUAUAAAAGGAACAAGGAAAGGGUCAUUGGCUGGUGUCGCGUUUCUACAAACUUUCCAACAAAAGGCUUAAACCUUGAAGGGAAUGCUCCUGUGUCUUUUAUCUGCAUCAUAGAUUUGGGAGCGUUUAAUGGGUACUGUCACGUUUGAGAAAACAAAAACCCUCCUCUGGUAUGGAGGGCCUCGUGGUAUCACUGGUACAGUGCAGUAUUUUAUAAACCCUUCCUCUAAACUGCUGAAUGUGAAGUUCUUCCAAGCAGUUCUUCAAAGGUGCUUGAUGUAAUCUUUGCAGCUGUGCAUCCUUGUAACCUUUGUCAAGGGCAACUGCGGCUUGGGAAAGCCAUCUUUCUUAUCAGCUUACUUUGGCAUACUUUUGAAACAUAUCGGCUUUCUGUGCAGAUAUAUACAUCCAGCAACUAUACACUUUGAGGCUCUCCGCCUUCUAGUGUCUUCAAACCGAACCACGAAAGCGGAGCUUGUAGUGGUUUGUCAUCUGGACUGCUCACUUGAUUUUAUAGACUUGUUCAGUUUUCUUGUUCUAUUUUAUACAAUACAUGGAUCUUAAUAAAAUAACUAAAAGGAGACAAUGAUCCCUCUUGUGUGUUAUCUCCUUCUCUCAUCAGUUUUAACAGAGGAAAAUAAUGCUUAAUCAGCAAUACACUUGUCAUAACGCAGAGGGUUUUUUUAACAUUUACUUUCUUCUGCACACAAGCAAAUGACAAAUGAUCAUCCUUGCAAUGUCUUUGCCCUCCCUGGAUAUAGCAAAUGAAUAGAUUUUUAUGGAAAGCUUGUAUUGAUUAAAAUUGAGUGUACUCCCUUAACAAUUCAUGGCUGUGCUACUCUAAUAAUAUUUUUAUUUUCCCCAUUAAUAAUUUGUAUCAGUUCACAACUCAUGAAAUUUAAUUUCCUGUUAAUAAGUAUAAAAUUAGAAAUGUCUUCAGCAGGGUUAAAAAAAAUGAAAAAAAGGUUAGAUUGCUUGCUUAACAACACACAUCAACAAAAUUCCAGCUGUAUACUUUUUAGUUGCAAACUUAUUUGUAAUCUUUAUUAUUGCUUUUGUUUGGAAAGGAGCAACCUAACAUACAUAGUGAUUAUUACUUUUUCUGUAUUAAAAGAACUGUUGAUCACCUUUUAUUUUGCUGGCGUACUAAAGCUUAUAGAAAACUAUUAAACUGAUAAUUGAAGGUGUGAACAA